Acanthocheilonema viteae is the source of this 2010-nucleotide messenger RNA. Lineage: Eukaryota; Metazoa; Nematoda; Chromadorea; Rhabditida; Onchocercidae. The record is from the annotation of a GenBank genome assembly.
AUGACAAAGAUUUUUGCAUUAAGUCCGAAUGUGAAAGAAGGCGAUGAAAAGCCGAAAGAACUGGAUGGAAUCACAAUAUCGUCCACCACACCACAGGCUACUCUCUAUCCGUCAAGUGAAGUUACUGUAACUGGAUCGACAUCACCAGGGGUACAACGACCUGGUAGAUAUGAUAUGGCGGAGGAGGAUACACAUGUGGUGAUGCCUAAAUUUGAUUCAUCAAAUGCACCGGAAAAAAUGGAUAGAAUGAUGAAUCAGAAUGGGGACACGAUUCAAGACAAUCGUAUCACCGAAAAUCAGGAUGGCGAAAUGACAGCAAAUGAUGAUGGAGAAAUGAAACAACCGGAUGGUCCGACACCUAACCGUUUCGAAGCGAUGAAAGCGAUUGCAACUCUACUCAAAAUUCCUGGUGUUCAACAAGUCGCUGUUGUUCAAAAUAACGGUAGAAUACCUGAUAAUAUGAUGAUGAAGCCUGAAAUUGCACCUAAUGAAAAAAGAAAUAAUCUAGAUGAGUUACCGUCAUCAGUUAUAUCACCAACAAAAACUGUAGCUCAAUCACAAGUUCCACUUGUACCACAGAUGGAAAUGAAAGAGUGGGAGUUGGUGAACUAUCGUCGAGCAAUACGAGAGUGGUUAUUGCGCCGUGAGAUGUUCAGGAGACGAAUGUUAGCUGAGUUAGAACGAGAACGUGAAGAAGUAGCAGAGCGUAAAAUUUCACAAUUUAUUAUGGGACUUCAGCUACAAGAACAACAAGAACCAACACAACUUGAACAACUCCAAUCAGUGCUGCCAAUAUUUCCAUUUGGACGAAUGCAUAUGACACCACCAUCACCACCGUCAGUGAUGUUAAUGAAUAAUGUGCAACCACCACCCGUGGAAGCAAAUCAGCGUAACAUGCCGAUGAUAUCGAUGAUAUCACCACCCAUGAUAAUACCCAGAAUUCCGCCCAUGCAUCCCUACAUGAUUCUCAAACAACAACAACAACAACAACAACAACAACAACAACAACCGGCAAUAAUGCCACUCAAAUUGAUGCCACCACAGAUGUUGAACAGAGAAGAGCCAAUAAUUCAACAAGUUAUCGGAUCAAAUCCAGAAAAGCCAAGUACUACACCAGUGCAAAUUCCUGAUAAUACAAUCAAUAGGCUUGAUUUGGAGCAGAAGAAAAUACCUGUACCUGUUGUUGAUCAACCAAUAUCAAUGACACUUGAUGGUACCCCGGACCGUGAUAAUAUCUUCAAAGAGUUACGAUCACAAGCACAGAUACAACAGCAGAUGUCACAACAGACCGUCCUACCGGCGGUGAUGGUACAACCUUUAGUUCCAAGUGUGAUCCCAGCAGCACAAAUUAAUUCAGACGAGAUCUUUCGAGAAUUGCAACAUCGUGCUCUUCGAAUGCAAAUAGAGCAAGAUCGAUUGGAAGCAGAACAACGAGCGGAAAAAGAGAAGAAUGUCGAUGCUGAAAUACCGGUACUAAUGAUCGCUGAUACAUUCCCGAGACGACCGGUUGAAGUGGUGGCAGAGCAAACCUCGGAAGAGAUUGCUGGAGCAACUGCUGCUGCCAGUACCGAAGCAACAACAAUAGCCAACAAUUCAGGCAACUCAUCGGAAUCUCUAUCAACCUUCUUCAAUUUUUUUGACAAAGGAGUUCAUGAAAGUGAAAUUACCAACUCUCCUGAUAAAGAGCAAGAAAUAGCAAUGAAGAACGAUGGUCUUAAUAUUGAACCAGUUGAACCAGAGCAUUCAACUGAAGAAGAUGGCUUUGGUGAUGCGCCAGUAGUUGCAAAUGACGAGGUUGGAUUGCUUGUAAAGCCAGAUGAUAGUGCACCACAAGUCAAUUUCAUUCAAGAACCCGCUACGAGCGAAACACCAGCCAGCAUGGAUACCCUGGAAGAGGAUCAUUCAGAGCUGUUCAAACCACCGGCAUUCCAAAGUGAAUCGAAUGACAGGAAUGGCGGUGACAUGUUGGGCACUCCAAUGAGAUUACUCGAAACUCCGCAAAUUCAAUAA